Messenger RNA from Symbiodinium natans, 1491 nucleotides. NCBI's taxonomy places the organism in Eukaryota, Dinophyceae, Suessiales, Symbiodiniaceae. The record is from the annotation of a GenBank genome assembly.
AUGCUGGAUCAUGGGACUAGCGUGCGGCUGUUGGCCGCACAGCGAAUCCUCCAAAAGGAGCUUCCAUGGUCGUCGCGCACCAUUCGGGUCUUGACGUUUCUCGAAGUAAUGACCGUCCUGUCCAUUGGUGUCGCCAGCUUCGUGUCGACGCCUUGGCUAGCACUAUGCUGUGGUACAAUCAUGUAUGUCUUGGCGGCGCAUCGGGCGGGCUCGCUGUCAGAUCCGUUGCUGCAGCCAGCACAUGUCGUCAUGCCGAAGAGCCACUCGGCUUUCGGCCUUUCGAGGUUUCAGACAAACGCGCUCGCGUUCGUUUGGGUGUCCGUGGCCGCCCGUUGUUUUUGCGCGGCUUUUGCAUGUUUCUUAGUUGUGGACUUCUUUCUGCUGACUGGAGACACAUAUCUUCCAGAUCAUGUAUUUUGGACGCAGUGGCGGCCAGACUGCAACGUAAUGGGUGACACACGCGACUGCGUGGCAGAGGUCCUGCCGCAAGCGCAAGACAUGAGUGUUACAUCAUGUGUGACGGCGGAGCAGCGGAUUGCGCAGUUCGACAUGCUGCAGUGUGCACCUGCCCAUGGCUGUCUAACCGUGCACAAUGCUACGGCGCAGCUGUUGACGACGUGGGUCGGGGAGAUGUGUCAGUGCCUCCCGUCUUUGCCAGAGUGGAUUCCAGUUUCCAAGCCUUCCUGGGUGAUCGCCGAGUACUGCUACUGUAGAGACCACCUGCCAUGGUGGCAGGGCAACUUAUGCGAGGUUGUCGUGACCAUUGAGGCCAUUUAUGAAGAUCGGUCAACUUGGCACCUGGCUGAGGCUGUCCUGUUCUUGACGGUUGGAGUCACCAUGCUUUGGAUGUUCCUUCUACUUAGCCGGGCCUGCUGCUGCGGCAGAACUGCAGGAGUCGCUCCAGGAAACAGCCAGCUGCAAGACAAGAUCCUGUCGGAAGAGCAGCGGGUCCUCGAGACCGUUCGGACGGAAGGCGUACAGAAGAUCACCACCUUCCUGUCCCGCAGCAUGAUGCGCCUGGGUCUUGUGUCGUACAUUCUGGACGGGGGCUUGGAUGCAUACACGGCAGCAAGCUUAGCAGCCCGCGGCUAUUACCUCCUGGCGACCACGCAGGGUGCCAUUCUUGCAUACAGCCUCCUCCUCCUCCUGCGGCGGCUUGGCAUGUGUAGGCUUUACCAGGCAAUAUGCCGUUCUUUGGAAGUUGGCAUUCUGACAGACGACGCCUUCAGGUGGAGUCAGCACGAGGAGCUCUGCGAGGGGACGCUGUGCUUGCUGUUUCAGACCUUUGCGCUGCCCUACCUGGCGACGAACCCGCAGGCAUACGUCGAGAUGUUUGUGAAGGUGACGAUGAGUGCCAGGAAGGUCGCCCAAGGCUACUAUGCCUACUUUCACCUCGAUGUCGCUCCGCCUGAGCAGAGCGCCAACUUGGAUCCUAUUGCUGCAAAGCCCAGCCAGAUUCCAGGUACAGACGAUGACACCGUGUCUGUGUAA